Messenger RNA from Manis javanica (Malayan pangolin), 1301 nucleotides. It is a transcript of the gene TCERG1L, whose product is annotated as transcription elongation regulator 1 like. Gene Ontology annotation, cellular component: nucleus. Lineage: Eukaryota; Metazoa; Chordata; Mammalia; Pholidota; Manidae. Gene Ontology annotation, molecular function: transcription coregulator activity; RNA polymerase binding. The record is from RefSeq and is a predicted model, not a curated record.
AGCAGAGAGCGUAGCCGAGCGCCCUGCCCUCCAUCCCUGAUGUUACACGCGGAGAGGAAGAGCCCGGCUGGGGCUGGAGAAGACAAGGACCCUCCAUCCAUACUUGUGGCAGGAGAGAGCAGUGCAGCCAAAGGCAACAGACCGGUGGCCUCUACGCCUGUGCCUGGAUCCCCCUGGUGUGUUGUCUGGACGGGCGAUGACCGGGUUUUCUUCUUCAACCCGACGAUGCAGCUGUCUGUCUGGGAGAAGCCCAUGGACCUGAAAAACCGCGGGGACCUCAACAGGAUCCUGGAAGACCCGCCCCACAAACGCAAGCUGCAGGCGUCACCAAGGACUGAGCUCAGCGAUGGAUCAAGUUCUGAAGACGGCAGGGGGGACCAAACCAUGAAAACCAAGAGGAAUAGGACGGAGGGCCGCACCAGUCCUGGGCUGGAAGAGGCAGGGAGAGAGGACCAAGGCACCAAGCUGCUGCCGCCCCAGAUCCUCCUGCCCCUGGAGGAGCGGGUGACCCACUUCCGAGACAUGCUCCUGGAGAGAGGGGUGUCAGCGUUUUCUACCUGGGAGAAAGAAUUACAUAAAAUCGUGUUUGAUCCCCGCUAUCUCCUGCUAAACUCUGAGGAACGGAAGCAGAUAUUUGAGCAGUUUGUCAAGACCAGGAUAAAAGAAGAGUACAAGGAGAGGAGAAGGAAACUGCUGCUAGCCAAAGAAGAGUUCAGGAAACUUCUAGAGGAAUCCAAGGUGUCACCCAGGACCACAUUUAAGGAGUUUGCUGACAAGUAUGGCCAGGAUCAGAGGUUUCGACUUGUUCAGAAACGGAAGGACCAGGAGCAUUUUUUCAACCAGUUCAUACUUAUUCUUAAGAAACGGGACAAGGAGAACAGAAUCAGGCUCCGGAAAAUGAGAUGACAGGUUUGUGACGAAGCAGACACAGGCACCAUCUGUAACCAUCUCAAGGUUUUCAUGAGCUGAUGAUCUGAAAGUUCCCUGAAAACCUCUGGGAGUUCCGUGAAGUUGGGGACCCCCUACUGAAGUGUCCCUGUGUCCCUGCCUCGCCUUCUGAGUGGUGGCAAUAGGCCAUUCAUCAUUCACCACAGCGUCAACUGUGGCCGUCCUGACGCCUGGGCAGUCAUCACCCACAGGUGUCUCAGGGAACUGCCUCAUUGCCCGAUGGGGCCUCGCGCCUGGAGCAGGGGGCUGCCCUGUCUGCGGCCCUACUUACAAAAUAAUUAUUUUGUACAAAAUCAUCAUAUUAAUAUUUGAGUUAUUUUUAUUGUAUGCCCAGAGUUUGCAUGAGAUUUUUC